GAGGCAAGUGUGUGUCUAGUCCCACAGCGCCCUGGCUCGCAGCAGCCCCUGGCUGGGCGAGGGGUGUGAUGUGGGAGUGGGUGGGAAGGGGCAGCGGGCGGGGCCUGCCACGUCACUCGGAGAGUGUGUGUUGGGAAGGAAGGGCAGAGCCGAGAGCCGAGCCGCUGCAGCUGCGGCGGCUGCAGCGAAGGCUUGAGCCUGGGGAGGUGGGUCCCCGCGCUCCGGCGCCGGGGCAGCCCCAGGGGCCCUUUCCGAGGCCUGCGGCGUGGCUCCUAGGGAGGAGGUGACAGCUGUGGCGGCUGGAACCGCGACCUUGGCCAGACCGAUCUCCGCGGUGGACGUGGGGCGGAGGCCGAGCCGCGCCAGGAGUCUCCGGCGAGCCGAAGGGAGGCGCAUCUGGCGCCGCGGUACCAGCGGCAGCCCAGGGGCUUGCGCUGCUGGAGGAGCGCGGUGGGAGCCGGGAAGAGCUGGCCGGGCUGGAGGCUGACCCCUGCGUCCGGGAGCCCAGUCCCGGGCACGGCUGGGCGAAGCCACGCGUCUUCUCAGACAGCCAGUUUCACACGCGCCAGUUGCGGUUCCGGGCAUCCCAGUAAGCUCUAACAGCGAGGCGCGGGCGGCUGGAAGCGCAGAGCCAGACCCUCGGCGUCCAGCUCACCUCCCCAGACCAAGCCUAGCAGGGACCAGGGCUUCAGGGCUCACCGACCCCAGCGCCAGGUCAGACCGCGAGCCCCACCCUAAAGAGAGGGCACGGCCGGGAGCUGAGAAGCGGGCGCCGCGCUCCAGAGGUUGUGUCGUGGGCGCCGUCCUAGUGGCGGGGAGCGCACCGCGGAGGGGACAUGAGAUCGGAGAAAUCCCUUACGCUGGCGGCACCGGGGGAGGUCCGUGGGCCGGAGGGGGAGCAACAGGAUGCGGGAGACUUCCCGGAGGCCGGCGGGGGUGGGGGCUGCUGUAGUAGCGAGCGGCUGGUGAUCAACAUCUCCGGGCUGCGCUUUGAGACACAGUUGCGCACCCUGUCGCUGUUUCCCGACACGCUACUUGGAGACCCUGGCCGCCGAGUCCGCUUCUUCGACCCCCUGCGGAACGAGUACUUCUUCGAUCGCAACCGGCCCAGCUUCGACGCCAUCCUCUACUACUACCAGUCGGGGGGCCGCCUGCGGAGGCCGGUCAACGUGCCCCUGGACAUCUUCCUGGAGGAGAUUCGCUUCUACCAACUGGGCGACGAGGCCCUGGCGGCCUUCCGGGAGGACGAGGGCUGCUUACCUGAAGGUGGGGAGGACGAGAAGCCGUUGCCGUCGCAGCCCUUCCAGCGCCAGGUGUGGCUCCUCUUUGAGUAUCCGGAGAGCUCUGGGCCCGCCAGGGGCAUCGCCAUCGUUUCGGUGUUGGUCAUUCUCAUCUCCAUCGUCAUCUUUUGCCUGGAGACCUUGCCCCAGUUCCGGGCAGACGGUCGAGGUGGAAGCAACGGUGACGGUGUGAGCCGCGUCUCCCCGGUUUCCAGGGGCAGUCAGGAGGAAGAGGAGGAUGAAGAUGAUUCCUAUACAUUCCACCCUGGCAUCUCCUCUGGGGGAAUGGGGACAGGGGGCUCACCCUCACUCAGUACUCUGGGGGGCUCCUUCUUUACAGACCCCUUCUUUCUGGUGGAGACUCUGUGCAUCGUCUGGUUCACCUUUGAGCUCCUGGUGCGCUUCUCCGCCUGCCCCAGCAAGCCCGCUUUUUUCCGCAACAUCAUGAACAUCAUUGACUUGGUGGCCAUCUUCCCCUACUUCAUCACCCUGGGUACCGAGCUGGUGCAGCAACAGGAGCAGCAGUCGGCCAGCGGAGGGGGUGGCCAGAACGGGCAGCAGGCCAUGUCCCUGGCCAUCCUCAGAGUGAUCCGCCUGGUCCGGGUGUUCCGCAUCUUCAAGCUCUCCCGCCACUCCAAGGGGCUGCAGAUCCUGGGCAAGACCUUGCAGGCCUCCAUGAGGGAGCUGGGGCUGCUCAUCUUCUUCCUCUUCAUCGGGGUCAUCCUCUUCUCCAGCGCCGUCUACUUCGCGGAGGCUGAUGAUGAUGACUCACUCUUUCCCAGCAUCCCAGAUGCCUUCUGGUGGGCGGUGGUUACAAUGACCACAGUAGGUUACGGGGACAUGUACCCCAUGACAGUGGGGGGCAAGAUCGUGGGCUCCCUGUGCGCCAUCGCAGGGGUCCUCACCAUUGCUCUGCCUGUGCCGGUCAUCGUCUCCAACUUCAACUACUUCUACCACCGGGAGACGGAGCAGGAGGAGCAGGGCCAGUACACCCAUGUCACUUGUGGGCAGCCCACACCGGACCUAAAGGUGACUGACAAUGGACUUGGAAAGCCUGACUUCUCCGAGGCCCCCCGGGAACGGAGACCCAGCUACCUUCCCACACCACAUCGGGCGUUUGGAGAGAAGAGGAUGCUCACCGAGGUUUGAGUGCUGCAGGCAGGGCCUGCAGGAGAAGUGGAGCCCUGAGCAAACAAUCUCUCAGGCUUCCUUCUCAUUCUCAUUACUCUCACGCUGGCUCCAGCUGACUUCUUGACCCCCUCUCCUACUCCCACUACCUGGCAUAAGGACCAAACACCCAGCCUGUCAACUUUGUGGCUCGAUCCCUGCAGCAUUCAAGGUUUAUCCAUCUAAGUGACAUUUUUGAAAUUCCAGUGGUGCCACCCAAUCAUGCCCAUCUUCUGUCAUGUGGAUGACAUAUACAUUUCUGCCUGACCUUUCCUCAAGACUGAUUUUUCACAUCUGGGACUUGUAAUAUCUUUAGGAUGGUGGCAACAUCAACGGGAUGGAAACCAACCAUACCUGGGUCCUGUCUUUCUCCUUAGUGUCCUUUGUUUGGGUCAUACACUGCACUUAGCUUCUGGAAACUUGGUAAUUGGCAGAAGCUGGAGGACAGAAACAAUACUCACCUGGCUGUUUUAGUCUAGUGACCUGUAACACCUGUUGGGCAUCCUACAGAGGACCUGUGGUAGGGCCUUUAUUUGCACAGCCUCAAAAUAGGUUCUUUGUUUCUAAUCCUGGAUGGAAUUAGAGAAAACAAUCAAAUCCGACCAUCUGGAGGACGUGAGGGUCAGUCCCAGACCAGAGGGACCAAUGGAUUCUUCCAGGUGCAUUCCAGCACAGGAGAUACUGGCCUUUGGUCUGCAUUUAGUCCUUCCCACUAUGAUCCCCUGAUUCUCUCUAGCUUCCAGGAAGGUUCCUUCUCAGAGCCAAAUACUCUAUUUGUGUAAGUGCCUUCCUGUGCAGAGGAGCUGGAAGAAAGGAACCACAGAGCUAGGAGGGAUGGCUGAAUGGAGUCAAGCAGCUGGCUUGCCCAGAGACUGAAGCAAGAUGCUGCUUAAACAGGUAUCGUCCUCUGGAAGAGGCAGAGGGGGCUUGUUGCAGAGGCAGCUUUUCCACCCCCAUUUCCCCAGCCCUCACUAGCCCUCCACUCUACUUCCUGGGAAUUUGACUUAGGAUUGCAAACUCCAGCUUAAACCCACAGACAGGUAAAAGCACAAUUGGAUGCCAGCAUGGGUUUCUUCUCAUUUUAUGGGUGUAAAAUAUGUGGUUUAGAGUAAGGAACCAGCAUUAUUCCUUUACCAAAAACCUCACUCUGAGGGUUUUUUGGUUGAGUCAAGCAAACACUCGUCAGCUCUGCCCCUUGGAGCUACACCUGACCUGCUCUCACUGGUAAGAUAAAGUGGUGGUGUUCCCACCUGGGCUAAGCCACCUUCUUCUGUUGUGAAACCACUGCCGUCCCCCACCUCCCCACCUGCCCUCCUUUCUCUCCCAAUCACAUUGCCACUCAUUUUUGCCUUUGAUGAACUGUGAUGUACUGUUCUGAUGUACUCUUCUGGGUGCAGUUCUGAAACCGAAAGGACUGUAAACACGUUUUUAACAUCAUGUCUAUGCUUUGAGACUCUUUCAUGAGAAUUUUUUUUAAAAAAAGAAUUAUUUUGUUGAAGAGCAACUUACAAGGGGACAGUCUUUUGAGAGUUUGCUUGAGAGGCAGUGUGGCUCCUCUGAGUGCCAGAUCUAAAAUCUAGAUUUUGCCACAACUUUACAGGGUAACCUUGGCACCACAGUCCCUCUUUGUGCCUCAGUUUCCCCUCCCAUUAAAUGGAAUCAUUAAUGUCUUCCCCUGCCUACCUCAUGGGGAGUAACAAUGAACUCAUCUGGGAAGCUGGGGAUGAUGCUAUGCAACGCAUGAACUUUGGUAAUGGAUUUGAU
This is a messenger RNA of Otolemur garnettii (small-eared galago), 4211 nucleotides long. RefSeq names its product potassium voltage-gated channel subfamily A member 6 (gene KCNA6). NCBI's taxonomy places the organism in Eukaryota, Metazoa, Chordata, Mammalia, Primates, Galagidae. Bases 837 to 2429 code for a protein of 530 amino acids. Gene Ontology annotation, cellular component: membrane; voltage-gated potassium channel complex. Gene Ontology annotation, biological process: potassium ion transmembrane transport; protein homooligomerization. The transcript has a single exon. The record is from RefSeq and is a predicted model, not a curated record. Gene Ontology annotation, molecular function: protein binding; delayed rectifier potassium channel activity.